This is a messenger RNA of Salvia splendens (bonfire salvia), 2077 nucleotides long. Its product is annotated as protein PELPK1. NCBI's taxonomy places the organism in Eukaryota, Viridiplantae, Streptophyta, Magnoliopsida, Lamiales, Lamiaceae. The record is from RefSeq and is a predicted model, not a curated record. The transcript has a single exon. Bases 782 to 1846 code for a protein of 354 amino acids.
UAUUUUGUUCAAAACUCUGAUUUUAUUUCGAGCUAUGGUCGAUUUGUGUUUUCCCCCUUUUUCCCCGCUUCUUUAAUCAUCCCCUAGUCGCGAUCAACCGUGUUUUCUAUCCUUAGAAAAUGCGGUUGUGACAAUAUAAUCGCCAGAAAACAAGCUAAUUGUUAAUUUAGAAUGAAUUAAGAUAUCAAGCAAUAAAUUAAAUUACUACUCCAUGUUUUGGAUGGUGUAUUUGAUUUUAUAUAUAGAGUUUGGUGGAGUGCUCGUUGCCAGAAAGGAGAGGGUAAAUAUGUUACUCCUAGUAUAAAAUGAGCACAUAUUUUUCCCUUUUUAGCUACAAAUUAGUUAAGAUUAAUAUUCGAUUGCCUUACCAAAGUCUGCGAUUGGUGAAGUCAUUUGUCUACAGAUUACCAUAACUAAACGCCCUAAUAUAGUGGUAACUUUUAAACAAUUUUAAAUUGGAAAGUUACACAUUACAUAAGCACUAAAUUCAAGAUUUAAAUCAAGUACAACAUUAAAUUAUUGCUACAGACUCAAAUAAUUUUCAAGCCAAAUUGAUUCAUGUGGUUUAACGUAGAGAGUGGUGACCUAACCUACUACUAGUAUUAUUGAAUUGUAUUUUCAUAACCACAUAUGCAUUAAGAAGUUGAACUAACUCGAUCUUCCACCUCAUACAAAGCCUAUUUAAAUCCUCAAUGCAACCCAAACUUCAUAACUCAUCCAAGAAAUAGAAAAUCACUUGAACAAAAAAACCUUCUUGAUUCAGCUAUUGUCUCCUCAAGCAAUGGCAUUUCAUCGCCACCAUUCCCUUUUUCUCUUCUUGCUCAUCACUCUGUCAUCCAUAACUAACCAUGCAGAGGCACGCCGUCUCUCGGAGUCUCCUGUGCCUGAGGUUCCCAAGCCCGAUAUCCCAUCUAUACCCAAGCCAGAGAUACCUCCACUACCCAAGCCUGAGAUUCCAACAAUGCCAAAACCCGAGGUGCCGACUUUUCCAAAGCCCGAGGUACCAACACUACCAAAACCUGAGAUCCCAACUCUGCCAAAGCCUGAGUUUCCAACACUACCAAAACCUGAGAUCCCAACUUUGCCUAAGCCCGCGCUUCCAGCACUACCCAAGCCAGAGGUACCAACACUGCCAAAGCCAAAACUAGAAAAGGCUGAAUUACCAAAGCCUCCAAUGCCAGAGCUACCAAAGCUCAAAGAAUUGCCAAAAACUGAGAUCCCGGCUGUCCCUAAGCCUGAGGUACCAACAUUGCCAAAACCCGAGGUCCCAACUUCACCUAAGCCUGAGGUUCCAGCAGUGCCAAAACCUGAGGUACCUAAGCCUGAGGUUCCAGCAGUGCCGAAACCUGAGGUACCGACUUUGCCUAAACCCGAGAUCCCAACUUUGCCUAAGCCUGAGGUUCCAACAAUGCCAAAACCUGAGGUCCCGACUUUGCCUAAGCCUGAGGUUCCAACAAUGCCGAAACCCGAGGUCCCGACUUUGCCUAAGCCUGAGAUCCCGACUUUUCCAAAGCCCGAACUUCCAACACUACCCAAACCAGAGGUACCAACGUUGCCUAAGCCAGCACUGGAAAAAGCUGAGACGCCAAAGCCUACUCUACCUGAAAUACCAAAGCCUCAAAUGCCAGAAUUGCCAAAACCUACGGUGCCUGAGCUACCAAAGCUCCCAGAAUUGCCAAAACCCGAGGUCCCCACUGUCCCUAAGCCCGAGGUUCCAACAUUGCCAAAACCUGAGUUCCCAAGUUUGCCUAAGCCUGAGGUUCCAACAGUGCCAAAACCCGAGGUCCCGACUCUGCCUAAGCCAGAACUGCCAAAGUUGCCUGAACUUCCAAAGAUACCCGCCUAAACCAACUUUGCAAGAAGAAACCAAAUCCGGUUGAUUAGCAUCGACAUGCCAUCAGGAAUCAUGUUUUCUGAUAAUGUCCAUAUGGUGGAGGGAUGGAUAGCUCUAGAAUGACCGAUUUGUAAACUCGUUGAUGUAUGGUUUUAUUAUUGUUUGUAUGUUUUUGGUGUUUACAGUUUGUAAUUCUUUGUUAAUGUAUUUUCAUGAUUGAUUGAGGUUUACAGUUAUAUGUUU